AUGGACAAAGGUGCGAUGCGUCAUAUAAGGCCAAACAUCAGGAUCCGUGGGGUUCAAAACAGAGCUGGGCCUAACAGUAGCGAACGGAGUGGAAUGGCACAGUGUGGUAUAGGCGGCGGGCGUAAUAUGAUGCCAACACUGCGGCCCCCAAACUGGCGCACUGCAUGGCUGAGCAAGUGCACUCACACUGAUGCCGCAAAUAGGCGCGGCCCCACCGGCGAUCACUCGCGGUCCGAUACCACAGCCAACACUAACCCCGGCACUUUCAAUGCUCCCGCAUCUGCGCCAGUCAUGCUGUGCCGCGAUCCAGAGUCUGUCAUCAUCUCAGCUCAGCUUAGCUUCCGCCGAGGACUGGAGGAAUAUCGUCUUCGGCGCGCCAUAGCCACGCUAUUCGUUUACCCCGGCCAACAAAACGUCUUACGAGAGGUAUUGCUAUUUUGGCGUCGUAAGCCUCGGAACGGACCAUCGCCCCACGCAAUCAGGAAGAGGAUGUCCAAGUUACUAGGAGACAGGAAAUCGAAGCAGCUGGUCACAAUCCUACGAGCUGUUCCAGAAUAUCCAGAAUCCCCAGAAUCCCCAGCGCAUUGCCACUCCGAUGAGCAAGAUGUAGCAGCACAAGAUUAUCUGCGUAUCAAAGCUGGCAUGUCGCCGUCAUCAGCAAAAUCCCCCGCAUCGUUACUCGCAGGAUCCGUGUCUAUCUGGGGGAGGAAACAGAAAAAAGCAACAAGCAAUUCUAGCUCGAGCCCGAAAUCGAAAUCGAAAUCGAAAGAGCACCACAAAUCGCUGAAUUACGCCAUCGGAACCUACAAGCAUGGGAAGAUCCAGUGGCAGCGAAAGGAUGGCAGCUCUUCAAGUAGCCGCACGAAAAAGACUCUCGGCCCCGACAGGCGUUCAAGACCCAAGAUACAAAUAGUAAUCCCUAGUGGAAGGUGCGAUCAGCCGCUCCCCGCUCUCCCAAACUUCAGCCCUGCCGGACACGGAAGCGAUCACGAUAUAUCGCCCCAAUCUGCAAGCCACGUUUUUAGGCGAAAUUCUAUCGUUUCCCCGUGUGCGCAAUCGCAACCGCAAGCUAUCCCAUUCGGGCAACUGGAGCGUACAAUUCACAGCACUACAGGACUUCAGCCUUCGGCGCCGACACAUUCGAGCAGCUCUUCUUAUGCUUCAGAGGAGAGCGAUAAAUCGUCAGUGCUCAGCAACCGCUCGUCGGAGACAAGUUUGGAACAUGACGUCUCACCAAUACAAAGGGGCCCACCGCAAUCAUCCAAGUACCUUCCCAGUGGCCAGACUCUGGUUCCCGACGGGACCCUAGAAUCUUCACCAAAGAUAACCACAAACCUUGAUGAUGAGCAGCUUCGUCGUCAUGCUCCGUCGUCUGCGUUACCUCGAAGGUAUACCCACGCACCAUUCGGUGAAGAAGAAGCUGUCUUUCAAAUUACUUGUACAGAUCACGAUGCACAGCAUGCUUCACACAUCACGAAGAUAUCACGCAGUCCAACAUUGAACCGCAAGUCCUCCAAACGGAGCGGUCCGCGGCAAAGGACUGCCGCAAGUCUGUGCACAGGCAACCAAGCGAUUGGCCGAUACAUACCUGGAAGGUUCUCAGAUUCACCAGUAGUACUUAGCCCUACUCUGAGCGAGGCCGAAUGCGCACUUCAAAAGCAGUUGUCUGCAUGUGAAAACCUUACCGAUCUCCCCGCCGAUGACCGAGAAAGGACAACCCUUGCCGAAGGCAGCCCUUUCCGGGGGGAUGUACGUCAACCUCCGAGUGGGGGCGAAGCUGCAGGCCAACACCAAUGGGAUCUCGCUACCAUCCCUCUACCAGAUUCUCCACCCCCGGCUGUCCCUCGCAAAUCCAGCAAGCGGAAGUCUGUACAGACUCGCGUACCUACGGAUCAUAUUGCUUCGCAGCUGAUGAGAGGCCGCUCUCGAGGGAGUAAGACAUUGAAGUUAAUGAUUCCACAGUACAAAAGGACGAGCGUGGCUCAGGUGUUUACCCCGGAAACUAUCUUGGAUACCAAAAAACCGAACAUCACACCCCAGGGCGCGGAAACCGUUAUUCUUGGCAUUCUGCGACACCUAGAUCAUUUCGAAGAUCUGUUUUCUGCGGCUCUCGUCAACCAAGGCUUCUACCGAGUGUUCAAGCGCCAUGAGCUCAGUCUCAUCAAGUCUACCCUCCGGAAGAUGUCGCCUCCAGCAUGGGAAUUCCGCGAGAUUGCGUUCCCUGGUCAUGAUCGCUUACAUGCCGAAGACUUGGAGGUGACAAGACCGGAUGAGGAAUACACGACUGAUGGAUAUCUACAGCUCCAGAAGCGCGAUGUACAGGUUAUUCGCGCUAUCAAAUUGGAGAUUAUGGAGAAGUGUCAAUCUUUUGUACGAUCGGAAAUUUCAGCUGCGCUCAUGAGCGCAUGCCCAGCGGAGUCGGCAAGAGUUGACGAUGCGCUGUGGCGUAUUUGGUCAUUCUGCAAGAUAUUUGGCUCAGGCAAAGGGCGGGAGGACGACAUUGUUGCUCAGAUGGACUGGCUCAACGGAGGUGUGUUGGUUCAUCAGAGCACGUGCACUUUUAGCAUCAUGAGUACCGAUUUCAUGAACGACACAUUGGUCAGUGCACCUGAGAGUUUUGGAAAGGGUAACGAGGGGGGGUUGAGCGCUGAACAGCUCUUCGACAUGAUGGAGCUUUGGAACUGUUUGGGAGUGCUCCUACAAAACUUUGAGGGACGCACCGUGCAAGCACGUCAGGCCGGGAUAUACGACAACACGGACAUUCGUGGCGGCGACAUUGACGGCGAGGAAAUGAUGCUUGACGAAUGGUGCUAUCACCUCCUAACUUUUGGUCCGAGAGCUGUUCUCAAACUCACCGGCCCGUACCAUCCAUCAGACCCAACAGCCUUCAAGAUUGCUGCCGAAAACGGGUGGCUUAACUGGAAGCCUCCGGUAGCUAGGAGCACCCGACGAACCUUUCUCAAGGAAGCAGCUUCCCGUGUGUACGAAGACAAGAUUGCCAAUACUUUUGCCAGGAUCUCCACCCGUGAUGUUCAGCGCCAGCAAUCAAAGAUUCGUCUUCAAAGGCACAUCAAAGAGCUUCGGGAGCGUAAGAACAGUGGUGAACAUCGGCGAAUGAUUCGAAUGUCCCAAGAGCGGCCCAUGUCAGAAUGGGACACUGUGAUUCGGAAUUUGACACGGCCUCGCGUACCAGCACAAGGAUCCGAGAAUGACCUCGUGACCCAUGUUCCGGCUCUACGAUCAGGCACAACUUUUGAACAGGUAUAUCUGCCACCUAUCUGUGAGCUUCCAGCUUCAGGAGUAAAUUCCAGGCCAUCAUCUCCGCCGCGCCGCACAGUUGCUGAGCCACUGUUACCAACACCAUCAGCAUCUACAGUACCCAGUAACUACAACCGGUACAGCAUAGCCUCGAGCGAUCCAUAUACGGAAGAGCGGCCACCAUCAACACCACGUCGGACUGCAGCUCAACCUCUUCUCCCUACCCCCUCAGCGUCGACAGUACAAAGUUACCGGGAUCCCUACACAAUGGGCAGCGUCUCAGACAGGAACUCGCCACCUCGGCGUAUUGUUGCACAACCGCUCCUUCCAAGUCCAUCUACCUCUGCAAGCCAAAGCAACCGAGACUGGCACCGCUACAGCACAGGCACAUUCAUGCCUUCCAUCCUCGAAGACCCACCCCACCACCCCCUUUCCGUUAACCCGGAUUCAGUUCACCCAGCCUUUAGACCCCAAUCUGCUUCAACCCCCCACCACAACAACGGCCUCUACUACCGACACAUCCGUCAGCGCAGCGAAGACCAGUCAAGUUCGGCCAGCGUCAGGAGCGCGGCGCACCUGCAACAUGAACAACAACACAACAUCUACGGGUCGCAGAGCCAUGAGAACACGGCAGACAAAGCUAUUUACCGCAUUGUGGAGAUGGGAUUUACACCCGAGCAAGCGAGGGAAGCACUCAAAUUGACGGAUUUGGGUACGGGCCUGAGGGUUGAUCGUGCAGUUGAAUUGUUGCUUGCUCGACAGACCUGA
Molecule: messenger RNA, 4026 nt
Organism: Pyrenophora tritici-repentis Pt-1C-BFP
Lineage: Eukaryota; Fungi; Ascomycota; Dothideomycetes; Pleosporales; Pleosporaceae
Product: UBA domain containing protein
Molecular function (GO): protein binding
Source: RefSeq, a predicted model, not a curated record